CGGGGAAAAGAAACAGCAUGAUGAGGAAUCCUCAAGAGACAAGGCUAUAUUCAGCCGGGAGAGAGUUCCACCAGCGCCACCAAGCCCGCCAGGUCCACCAAGCCCGCCAGCGGUGGAACAAUCGCCUCCAAGAAGGCCCAACCCAAGAAGAAUGUCCACAACACCACCCCUGUUUGAACCUCCAUCUGCACCUCCAUCCACACCUCCAUCCGUAUAUCAGUCUGUACCUCCAUCUGCACCUCCACCUGUACCUCUAUCUGCACCUCCAUCCGCACUUCCAUCCGUACAUCAGGCCGUACCUCCAUCUGCACCUUCGCCUUUACAUGGGAAGUUCGGGUGCAGGAAGCGAGGGGGGAGAAAGCGAAGACUGAAGAAGCGCUACUGAGCGGGGAGGAAGGUGGUCUGUAAAACACCAACCUUUGGUUUUUUUUGUAAAUAUGAUUAUUUUUGUAUAUUAUUAUUAUUAUUAUUAUUUCUGUUAUUGUUAUUGUUACUGUUAUUAUUAUAAUAAUUAAAAAACACAUUAUUCU
This is a messenger RNA of Hemicordylus capensis (graceful crag lizard), 530 nucleotides long. Its product is annotated as bromodomain-containing protein DDB_G0271118-like. Bases 18 to 371 code for a protein of 117 amino acids. The record is from RefSeq and is a predicted model, not a curated record. The transcript is spliced from 4 exons. NCBI's taxonomy places the organism in Eukaryota, Metazoa, Chordata, Lepidosauria, Squamata, Cordylidae.